GUGGGCUAACUGCAGAACAGCAAGCUGGCAUAUCGUCCCACAACAGCCAGUUUAGAUGCAUUGAUUCUUUCAUGGAGCAUCCACACAGGUCAGCCACAGGUGGGCAGGCCCUGAUGACAUGGUGGACGGAAAAUCCUCGUUCCACUCCGUUAAUCUAGGUCAGCGACAGUGAUGUCAUCGGCCAGCUGGGGAGAGCCUACUCAGAGGAGUGAGGAGUGUGUUACGGGACAGCCGCAGGGUGAAGAGCGUGUCUGUGGAGAUGCUAUGGUUACGGAGGAGUUGGAGGAGGCCAAGAGAGAGGGUGGAAAGGAUGAGGCGCAGGGUGGAAAGGAGGGGACGCUGGAGCAUGUAGGUGAAGAUAAACAGCAGAAGAGGAUGAAGACUCGUGGGAGAAGGCAGGAUACCCAGGGGAUGAAUGAAAAACAGGUGAUCCAGGCAGAUGGAGCUGCGCCAGCCUCCAUCUGCUUGGUUGAGCACUGUCUGGGUGUGAGUAGGAGGUCAAUGCUAAAACAGCAGAGAGACGCUGUGCAGGUGCACUGUCCACAGACGGACAAGGAUGGGGACAAGCAUCCAGACGAGCCACGAGGUCCUGGAUCCUUCUUCUUUUUUGGAGGUGGAAACGGAGCCUCCAUAGUAAUUCCAUACUGUGAGAGCAAAGGCUGGCAACGUAUUUAUGACAAGACUCGAGAAGACUACAAGCUAAAGUGGUGCGAACUUAAAGCUCCACGCACCUAUAACAGCUUCAGAGCAGGAGAACAGCUGGUUUACCAGAUCCCAAAUAACAAAGUCCUGACCACUAAGAUAGGCCUCCUCAACAGUCUACGAGAGUAUGACAGGGUCUGCAGUAAGGUCAAGCAGGGGCAAGGACUCAGGAAGAUGAAGAUGGAAGAGUUUAUUCCAGACACGUUCCGCAUGGAUGUGAAAGAUGAGAGGGAAGCUUUCUUUGCCCAGCAAGAGGGAUUACAUGCUGGCGAAGGUAACAUGUGGAUCUGCAAGCCAACAGGCCUAAACCAGGGACGAGGCAUUUUCCUCCUGCGAAACCUGGAGGACAUCAUGGCCUUCAGAGCCAAAAUUGAGAACAAAGCAGACGGCCUAACAAACAGGAAGUUUCCUUUCCGUAUGCCACAGGCACAGAUUGUUCAACGGUACAUCCAGAACCCUCUGCUCCUUAAAGGCAAAAAGUUUGAUGUAAGAUCAUACUUACUUAUCGCCUGUACCUCACCAUACAUGGUGUUCUUUCGCCAUGGUUAUGUUCGACUGACCUGUGACCUUUAUGACCCCAAUUCCUACAACCUCUCAGCACAUUUGACCAACCAGUAUAUGCAGAAGAAGAACCCUCUGUACAGCAUGCUGAAGGAAGAAACAGUCUGGUCCAUGGAGCGCUUCAAUGCCUACGUUAAUGAGAAGUUCAUGGAGCCCAAGGAUUUGCCAAAAGACUGGGUUUUGAGUGUUUUUGCAAAACGUAUGCAGCAGAUUAUGAUACAGUGCUUUCUGGCUGUCAAAUCUAAGCUGGAGUGUAAACCGGGCUACUUUGAUCUAAUUGGCUGCGACUUCUUGAUUGAUGACGACUUCAAGGUCUGGCUGCUAGAAAUGAACUGCAACCCUGCCCUUCAUACAAACUGUGAAGUGCUAAAGGAGGUGGUGCCAAGAACAGUGACUGAAACCCUGGAUCUUGCCUUAGAGAUCUUCAACAAACACCGUGGUGGGCUGAAGCUGUUUCCUCUGAGCAGCCAGACAGACUUUGUUCUACUGUAUUGUGGUGAGAGCACAAGCAUACCUUUCACAAAGCAAAGGAGUAGAACAGCGGGACUGCUCUGGACGGCUCAUCCCAGGAGCGGCUCCGCCCCUAAGAAAACAAACAGAGCUACUAUGGCACCAAAUGGUGAUAAUUCUGCCAAUUGGACCACAGGGUCCACAUGUUGCUCUGAAACCAUGGCCAAUCAUUCUGCACCUUCUGUAUUAGCCAAUUCCUCCUGUUCCUCUUCCACUGCUUCAUCUUUAUCAUCUUUUGUGGAGCCUGUUGAGCCAAAACAGAAUUCAACCAGUGAGGCAUUUGCAUCUCCCACUGACAUAACUACCUCAGAAACACCAGCCAACCAUAAUGUGCCUUUCUCAGCAUGCCCCUCCCACUCUUCAGGCCCCACCCCCUCGGUCUUCAAGGCCAUCUUAUGUGACCAACAGAUUGCUAAGUCCCAGUCUAAGCAAGUCUCAGGAAAAACAGCUACGAACCAAAAAAGUCGCAGGGCUAAACCUGCAGAAAAGAGCCGACGCACUAGGAAAGCCACCCAAAAUCGUGUGGAAUUGCGCCUCAACAAGUGUACAUGGCAGCAGUCUGGAAUGACUACUGACUUCAGAAUGCCACCACAGACAGCAAGGGCUAAGAGUACCAUCACAUCUCUGUCCAGUCCCGUGCUGAGCGAAGCAUUAAACCUGACCCGUGGGCUCAGAGCUCAAGGCAGCCAGUAUGGACGGAGCGCCUAUCUGAAGCCAACAGAAUCUGAUCUGGCCCAGUCACUCUCUUGUCAGCCUUUACGCUCAGAAAAGCUGGAAUCCUUCACCAGCACAGAGAACAGUUCACCAGUAAAGACUUAGGAUGAACAUACACGAUGCAUUAUUGCAGGACUGAGACAAGUGAUGUGCAAAAACGCAAAUGCAAGGUACUCUCCCUAGUACAAGCAGCAUACA
This is a messenger RNA of Colossoma macropomum (tambaqui), 2685 nucleotides long. It is a transcript of the gene ttll10, whose product is annotated as tubulin tyrosine ligase-like family, member 10. The transcript has 12 exons. The record is from RefSeq and is a predicted model, not a curated record. Gene Ontology annotation, biological process: protein modification process. Bases 172 to 2592 code for a protein of 806 amino acids. NCBI's taxonomy places the organism in Eukaryota, Metazoa, Chordata, Actinopteri, Characiformes, Serrasalmidae.